UAUUGGUGAAAAAUUUUGAAGAAGAAUAAUUGAUAAAUAUAAAGUGUUAAAAAAAACUAUUACGAGUAUAAGUGAAUAAAAAUGUAAAAUAAUAAGUUAUUGACCUUUGAAACGUCGUAUUGUCUAGUAACAAUAAACCAAAUAAAAUAAAUAAUAACUGGAGAAAAAAGUAAGGGUAUAAUAUAUUUAUAAGUUGUUUAGCAAAGCAGUAAGUAGACGAACACAAGAACCCAACAACCAACACGUAGUGAUUUAUCGCCGUGGGUUAAGGUCUCAGACCGUUCGAUUAUGUUUAUAAGAUGUUUCAGUGUUGAGCCGUCUGAUGGGUGUUUUAUGGGCCAGCUUAGAACUGAUUUCGAUUAUUCACCUAUAAAAAUAAGUAAACAGUAAGAGACCACUUAUUUUUACGGCUGGUCAUUGACUGGUUACUUCGAUUUUCGUCGAUGUAUAUGAAUAAACAAUUAUAAAUCAUAAGAAAUAUUUCGGGCUGGAGUGGAAGAUAAUUAAUUCAAGGGAGUAAUAAAUAAUCCAGUGAUUGCGAUGACAUAAACUGUCUCAAGUUUAACUCCCUGUAUUGUAGUAAUUAACAGUUUCUGUGCAUUAAAAGGUGUCACUCUUGACGUCUGAAUUGUUAAUUAAUCACUUGGCGUUUUAUCACAGCUGAGAAGUCUACAGCGAUUGCAGCGCCGCCUCAAAGUCGGUGGAUAGUACCGUUACUUAGAUCAACAGACUCGAUAGAGUCUGGCGCCAAGUUCCGUUCUCAAGCCAGACUACCAAGUGUGUAUAUACCGAAAGUGACAAUGAGGCUUCUUUGGACGUUUGUUAUCAUGAUUGCGGCGCUACCCGCCGCUUUGCCCUGGGAAACGGAUCGCAGUAAGCCUAUGCCACGUUUGUACGGUGACAAGAUUCCCACGAGAGUCUUAACGCCGAGUAAUAAAAAAGUUCAAAGGAAAAUAGUGCUUUACCACAACUUCUUUCGGACUCACGUAACUCCUACGGCUGCCAACAUGCUCGUUAUGAAAUGGCACACCGGAGCCGCUAAAGCUGCGCAAAGAUGGGCUGAGGCUUGCUAUGCACUCACACAUGACAAUGCUACUGGAUUGCAUAUCGACGCGUUUGGAAGCUGCGGACAAAAUAUAUUUAUUUCAACGGCUCAAGUUCCUUGGUUCUUUGCCAUUAAAACCUGGUACUUGGAGCAUCAAAUUUUCAAGUACGGGCCUCAUGCUAAAAAUGACCUCAGCCAAGUUGGUCAUUACACGCAGAUGGUUUGGGCGCCCACUCAUCGCGUAGGCUGCGGAUGGGCCAAGUGUAAUGGAACUCGAGGACCUCGCGGGCAACCUUAUUUCAGCUAUGUCUGCAAUUACUGUCCAGCGGGCAAUUAUCCAGAUCGUCUCGGUAUGCCUUACAAGGCCGGAGCGCCUUGUAGCAGCUGCAAGGAGCAUUGCCGGGUCGGGAAACUGUGCAAGAAUUCCUGUCCCUGGGCCGACUUGUGGGCGAACUGUCGACAGCUCUACGAGACGUGGCCGAAUUGGCUCUGCGAAAGCGACACCCAGCAAGGACACGAGCGCCGGCAGUUCUGUCGAGCCACUUGCAGAUGCCGGGACAAGAUUGUGUGAAUUAACAACCCGCAAUUCAGUUCAGUAACUCGAAAUUUAACCUACUAAUUAACGAUGUAUGUGAAUUUCCGUCAAUGCAGUACAAAAGCUUCAGCAUCGCCCCAAGGAAACUCCAAUAAAAACGCUGACCAUCUUGCCCCGAUGAGGUAUUUGACCCAAAUUUUUUACCCAGGCUGCCAGGAAUAGUGUCCUGAAGCACCUGGAGAAAGAAUUUUUUCAAUAGCUUACUUGGUUUAAGAGAUAUAAGCUUUCCGUACGUCCGGAAUAAACUUUGUACGGAUGUACGGAUUGAAUUUUUUGGGUUUAUUUGCAUGAAAAUUGAUCCGGUUUUUUUUGGGAAUUGUUUGGUGAUGUCUUCCGGGAAGAUUUGAGUACUUUGUGGUUUAUUUUUAAGACCCAGAAUUUUUUUUUUAAUUUUUUUUUAAAAGUGUGAGCGUUUUUAUUGGAAUUUUUAGUUGUAAGAUUGUCAAAAUGCUGAUAAAGGUGAAUUUAAAAAGUGUAUUAAACUGGUGAAAUAAUGUAGCGGAUAUUUGCAUAUAGCGUAUAAAGGGUACAUGGAGCUGAGUGUUAUAUGAUACUGUUAGAGUGAAAAUUCCCUGGGGCAUGGAAAUCGCGAGCGAGAUUUUUUGAUAUUUGUAAACGAUAAACUGUCUGUAUUUUAUGCAUGCAAUCUGUACAUAAAGUAGAGAGCUAUAUAUGUAAAUCAUUAUUAUAUAUAAUAUAUAAAUAUAUACAUAUGCAUAUAUAUAUUUCUGUGUAUAUAUGCACUAUCAAAGUGCUACUUCUCCAUGCUCUGUAUAAAGUUUAAUGAAAAACUUGUUUGCUACUUUAUUUUUAUUAUCGUAUAUUCAAAUUCUUAUGGAUACAUCUAUAAAUAAUAAUAUUAAAAAUAAUAAUAAUAAUAUAAUAUAUAUUUAUGAAGUACUUAACUCCAAACAUUACGGUGCUAUUUAUUUUAAAUUAAUGCACAGUCAAUGUUUUUUGUUUUUUGUUCUUAAAUUAUUAUCUAAAAGAUAAAUUAGUUAACUUUAUAAAGCAUACUUUAAAACAUAAGUGAUAAAUGUUGAAAAUAUAUUAAAUAUGUAAAAUAUUUGUCGAUAAGAAAAAUUUAAAAACUUUAAUAAUAAAAGUAAAUUUUUAUUAAUUCAGUCACAAAUUAAUAAAUAAUUAUUAACGUGAAAACUUAAACUGUUUAACAUAAUAUAAAUAAAAUUAGAUGUAAAAAAAUAUGUAAUGAUAAGCAUGGAAAUGUGUUGAGAUUAUUUGUGAUCAAAAUAUAUAUUAAAUAAAUUGUAAUUCUAUGAACAAAUA
Cotesia glomerata is the source of this 2927-nucleotide messenger RNA. Its product is annotated as serotriflin-like. The transcript is spliced from 7 exons. Lineage: Eukaryota; Metazoa; Arthropoda; Insecta; Hymenoptera; Braconidae. The record is from RefSeq and is a predicted model, not a curated record. Bases 801 to 1616 code for a protein of 271 amino acids. Gene Ontology annotation, cellular component: extracellular region.